AUACAAGAGUGAAAAUCGCAAAGAUUGCAGAAAAUCCCCAAAAAAAGCCUGUAACUCGGGACGUUGAAGCGACGUCAAGGUAAAUGCAAGAGUGCACGAGUCACGAUGUCACAAAGUAACGCAGCAACGACAAAAACGGGCGACACAAAGACCGAGGAACAAAAGGCACCAAAUUCCUCCUCAUCGUCGUCGUCCGCAGCAGCAGCAGCAAACAAUAAAAAUAUAAAAUUCACGCAGCUAGACACGCAAAAACUCAAAUUAGUGAGCGACACCGUGAAACGAAACCCAAAAAGUGAAUUAGCACAAAGUGAUAUCCUCGAGUUAGUUUGUUACUUGGAGGGCGAAUUGCAAGCGCGCGAUGUCGUAAUUGCCGCUCUCCGUUCCGAAAGCAUAAAAGGUCACUUGAUAGCUGCGUCGCAGAGUCAAAAUAAAGCGAGUAACUUGAAUGAUCCGCAUGCCGCACUGUUUCGCGACUACGUUGCGAGCUCCGGAAACAUCGCAAGUCGUCAAUCCUCCGCUUUGGUGGCGAAAUGCGAGCAAGAAAGUCGCAAUAUUGCCAACGAACGUUUGAAAUUUCUCGAUUCGAUGGUGCUGCAACAACGACAAACGCACCUCCAGAUGUGCAAAAUUCUCCGAAAUGCGGAAAGUAAGGAGAAACAACUCGUCACGGAGCUGGAUGAGGCCCGGAGACGGCAUGAACACGACACGGCACAAGGCGACGACAUCACGUACGGGCUCGAAGUUGAACGUACGCGACUGCGACAAGAUCUGGAAAAGGAACGUGAGGCGAAAAAGAAGCUCGAGAAGGAUCUGAAAAAGUUGCAGGAACAACUGGAACGGGAAAAGACGCGCGAGAAGCAAUUAGUCUUUUUUCUGCUGGUCGAACGGAAGAAACUCGUGCUGAAGUACAUCGAGGAACGCAAACGCUCCGAAGACUAUGCCCUCAUUCUGACAGAGGAGAAACUCAAGUGUGAUACGUUGGCGGAAGGACUCGAGGAGGAGAGCAAAAAAUCGCUGCGCAUGGAAGCGGAACUCGAGAAACAGUCGCAAGCGCAUGCCAAGGAGCGGGAAACGCUGCUCGCGAACAUCGCCAGUGAACAACAACUCGUUCGCGAAAAAGACUUUGAAAUCAAGCAGCUACGAGAACAAAUCGAAGAAUUGAAACGCAGUGGCCCCAAAACAGUUACAGGAAAAUUUAUUUCGUCACCACAAACGAAAUCCGCAACCGGUAUCGCCAAAUCCGUGGUAAGUAGUCAGAGUUUGCGUUCCGCCAACCAAAUCAGUAGUUUAACGAGUAACAAAGCAGCUGCAAUAACGCCGCCCCAACCUCCGUUAAAGAAAGUCGGAAAUCCGCCGCCAAUUCCACCGAACAAACCAAUCGUACCGGUAAAGAGAGACAGUAAUUCACGGAUUCCCUUUGUAACGCAAGUCUCAAGCACCAAUAAUAAUGCCACGACGGCAGCUACAAAUGUCACAUCAGCUCCCAACAAUGCCACGGGCAAUCCCGUAGAAGCUGUCGUCGCAGCAUUUAGCAGCAAUAUUACGAAAUAAGUAAAUAUUAUACAUAUAUACAACAAUAUAUAAAGUAUUUUCUCUGAUAUAUCACAAGAACAGACAUUUAGACAAAAAAAAAAAAAUAAAUAUAUUGACAAAAAAUAUAAAAUUUGAGAAAAAUAUGUAUAGGAGUCCUCAAUAUAUAUAAAAAAAAAAUAAUUAUAACCAAGAAAAUAGCAAUAGAUAGUACUCAUUUCCAAAUUAAAACUUAAUUUUUUUAUACAAAAAAUUAUAAAUUAAUUAAAAAACA
Culicoides brevitarsis is the source of this 1804-nucleotide messenger RNA. RefSeq names its product CTTNBP2 N-terminal-like protein (gene Naus). The coding region runs from base 106 to 1551 and encodes 481 amino acids. The record is from RefSeq and is a predicted model, not a curated record. The transcript is spliced from 4 exons. Lineage: Eukaryota; Metazoa; Arthropoda; Insecta; Diptera; Ceratopogonidae.